AUGGCCAAGUGGGCCAAUCGGAUGCUACGGGAGUUGUUCACACAGGUAGAACUGGGAGAUCAAACUCCUUCACAGCUUAUGAGUCACAUGCGCUCAUUGCUAGCUGGUCGUCAUAUGGACGACGAUAUCUUUCGACAAAACUGGUUGGACAAGUUGCCGGUUCCCAUGCAACAAGUUUUGUCUAUGCUGGACACUAGCGUCUCUCUAGACAAAUUGGCCAAUCAUGCCGACAGGAUCAGCGAAUGUUACCCGGUCGGUGCGACAUGCACCAAUAUUCUACCGACCUCGGUGCCCGACAGAUCGGAUAGAGUAGCCAUCUCUUGUCCAGAAGGCACUCCUUCACUGGAACGUGACACUUGUGUGAACCGGUCGGCCUGUCGUUGCUCAUCACGCAGAGCCACCAUGCCAUCAGGUCAAUCAAGACCAUCUAACAGUCCUUACCGCGGCGAUUAUGACGACCUCAAAGAAACUGUACGUCUUUUGUGCACACAAGUGAGCACCAUGUGCACUGCUAUAAAUAGCGUACAGUCGACCAGAAACCGGUCACCCUCGCGCCGUCGUUCUAAAUCUCGGGAGGCCCCUCUACAACUCUGUGCUGGUAUCACCGGGUUUACGUUUCUAAAGCACGCAAGUGCAUUCCUCCCUGCACAUACCUGCAGGCCUCACCACAGGGAACCGACCGCGCCAGCCAGUUACGGCGACAGCUGCCGCUGGCCAGUAACGACCCAGUCGCCUCUUCUAUAUCAGUGACAAGACGAGCGGCCUCCGUUUUCUUGUCGAUACUGGUGCCGAAAUUUGUGUGAUCCCGCCUACAAGGCGCUACCAUCUCAAGCCUUCGCAGAUUUCAUUGCAGGCUGCCAAUAGCACCACCAUCAACACUUAUGGUCAACGGGCGCUCACACUUGACAUCGGUCUUCGGCGAUGUUUCCAGUGGGUCUUUGUGCAGGCCGACGUCAAAUCCCUCAUCAUUGGAGCAGAUUUCUUGACACACUUUGGCCUUGCAGUCGACCUCAAGCAUCGCAAACUUAUCGAUACCACAACUAGACUCUUUACCAUAGGAAUUGCUGCUUCUGAACUUUCGGUUAGCAUCCAAUCGACCGGACCCAGCUCAUCCUUCGCUGGCAUUUUGAAGGACUACCCGUCCCUCAUUAAGCCCUGGCAGUUCACUGCGAAAGUUCAACAUACGGUUAAACAUCACAUCAUCACCACGGGCCAACCUGUUCACGUUCAUCCUCGCCGUCUUCAUCCCAAAAAACUUCGGAUAGCAAGAAACGAAUUUGAGCAUAUGAUGAAUCUAGGAAUUAUUCGUCCUUCCUCCAGCCCAUGGGCUUCUCCACUCCACAUGUUACCCAAGAAAUCGACUGAUGAUUGGAGACCAUGCGGCGACUAUCGCGCUCUCAACAGAGCCACUGUUUCUGACCGAUACCCUAUUCCCCAUAUGCAUGAUUUUUCUCACAUGCUGGCUGAAAAAACCAUUUUUUCCAAAAUAGACCUCGUGAGAGCAUACCACCACAUUCCGGUCGAGGAAGAAGACAUCCCCAAGACCGCCGUCACAACGCCUUUCGGUUUGUUCGAAUUCCUUCGCGUGCCGUUUGGUUUGCGCAACGCGGCCCAAUCCUUCCAACGCUUUGUCGAUGACAUCUUGCGGGGUCUCUCAUUCACUUGUGUCUACAUUGACGACAUACUCGUCGCAAGUUCUUCGGCAGAGGAACAUGCCUCGCAUUUGCGCCAGAUAUUAGACCGUUUCCAACAACAUGGUCUGCAAUUAAACGUCAACAAAUGUAUUUUUAGCGUCUCUUCUCUAGAUUUCCUUUAUCACCACGUCGACCAGCAUGGAAUCACACCGCUGCUAGAGAAGGUGCAGAGCAUCCUGUCAUUCCCUGUCCCCAAGACCCUAACUCAGCUGCGGCGUUUUAUAGGUCUUCUCGACUAUUACAGACGUUUUAUCCCUCACUGUGCGGCGACCCUAGAUCCCUUAACUGACCUUCUAAAGUCUAAAGCAAAGCCCAUCGAACUUCCUCCAGCAGCUCACUCAGCCUUUGAGGCAAAUAGGAAAGCUCUUGCUGAUGCCACUUUGCUUCACCAUCUCAGCUCCAAUCCCCACGCACAGCUGAUCUUGACCAUUGACGCUUCCAAUAGUGCUGUCGGCACAGUCCUACAUCAACUGGUGAAUAACCAGUUGCAGCCAUUGGCUUUCUUUUCACAGAAGCUAUAA
This is a messenger RNA of Spirometra erinaceieuropaei, 2215 nucleotides long. Lineage: Eukaryota; Metazoa; Platyhelminthes; Cestoda; Diphyllobothriidea; Diphyllobothriidae. The record is from the annotation of a GenBank genome assembly.